Molecule: messenger RNA, 231 nt
Organism: Paramecium octaurelia
Lineage: Eukaryota; Ciliophora; Oligohymenophorea; Peniculida; Parameciidae
Source: the annotation of a GenBank genome assembly
AUGGGAGCAUAGCAAUGUUGCGGCUCGUAAACAGUCACUCACUCCUCUCAAUCGAUUUCAAAUGCAAUAUCUUAGGAGAGUCAAUUUACAAAUGAUAUUGAUGUAUUCAGAAAGGUUGUCAUUUAGCCUAUUAAACCUCUGCCUCUCAAAAGAUUUGAGAACUUAAAGGAAGUUAUGGAUGAUGACAUUGAUGAUAUUUUGAAUCAUUUUCGUGAAUUAGAAAAUGAAUGA